AUGAAUAGAAGUCGUCUGAUUGCACCUUAUAGGGGAGUGCGAUAUCAUUUAAAAGAGUACUCUGUUCGUCCCCCUGAAAAUGCUAAAGAAUUGUUUAAUUUGCGACAUGUGUCAUUGCGAACUGCUAUUGAAAGAGCAUUUGGUGCACUUAAAAAGAGAUUUCCUAUCAUAGCAAGUACUACAAAGUCUAAUUAUUGUGUUAACACUCAAAAUGAAAUCAUUUUAGCAUGUUGCAUACUUCAUAAUUAUUUAAUGGGUGUCGAUCCUGAUGAAAGUCUUAUUGUUGAAGUUGAUGAAGAGGUUUUGCAUUCUCAUUGUGAAUGUGUGGCCCUUACUCCAAGAGAAGAUGAUGAGGAUGCUAGGCGAGGAGAUAUUAUAAGAGAUUCUAUAGCAUCAGCCAUGUGGCAAAACUAUGUCCAAAUGUGA
This is a messenger RNA of Quercus lobata, 426 nucleotides long. Its product is annotated as putative nuclease HARBI1. The transcript has a single exon. Bases 1 to 426 code for a protein of 141 amino acids. The record is from RefSeq and is a predicted model, not a curated record. NCBI's taxonomy places the organism in Eukaryota, Viridiplantae, Streptophyta, Magnoliopsida, Fagales, Fagaceae.